AUGGCAGCAACCUCACGAGCAGCCAAAUCAUUCUUGUUGCGAGCUUCAAGAUCAACUCUCCCAAUUCUCGCAAACACCUCAAGGCUUUCUUCCGCACCAAUAGCUCAUAGGAAACUUGCUGCAAGCCCCUUGACUCUUCGUUAUAUAUCAACAAUGAAGGCUCUUGUCUACGGCGGCAACAAUUCCGUUGCUCUUCAGGACAAACCGGUUCCAGAAAUAAUCAACCCUACAGACGCCAUCAUCAAGGUGUCUAAGACAACCAUAUGCGGCACCGACUUGCAUAUUCGCAAGGGCGACGUGGCAACCUGUGAACCGGGGCGAAUCUUGGGCCAUGAGGGCGUCGGCGUCGUCCACAAAACCGGCACCUCCGUAACUCGAUACAAGGAGGGCGACAAAGUAUUAAUCUCUGCAAUCUCCAAUUGCGGCACCUGCGAGUAUUGCCGCAGAGGCAUGUACAGUCACUGCACCUCAGGUGGCUGGAUUCUCGGCAACAAGAUUGACGGCACCCAAGCAGAGUAUGUCCGCAUCCCGCACGCGGAAUCGAGUCUGCACCCAAUUCCUGAAGGAGCGGAUGAAGCCUCGUUGGUGAUGCUGAGCGACAUCUUCCCAACUGGGUAUGAGUGCGGUGUGCUCUGCGGCAAGGUGCAGCCCGGUGGUACCGUCGCCGUUGUCGGAGCAGGGCCAGUUGGUCUGGCGUCCAUCAUAACCGCCCAGAUGUACGCUCCAUCAAAGAUCAUUGCCAUUGAUACAGACCCGAACAGACUUGAAGUGGCGAGGCAGUUCGGUGCUACCUAUACUAUUGAUAGCAGUGACAAUAACACCGUGGACGACGUUAAGGCCAUGACUGAAGGCAAAGGUUGCGAUACCGUGAUUGAGGCAGUCGGAAUCCCGGCAACGUUCGAUCUCUGCCAGGAACUGCUUGCUCCUGGUGGUGUACUAGCUAAUGUCGGCGUUCAUGGAACAAAGGUGGAUCUCCAUCUUCAAAAUCUCUGGGACAAAAAUAUCGCUAUUACUACCAGGCUCGUCGACACAACGACCACGCCCAUGUUACUCAAACUUGUCCAGUCUGGCAAAUUACAGCCUUCUCAACUGAUUACUCACCAUUUCAAGCUUAGCGAAAUGGAAGAAGCUUACGCAACCUUUGGCGAAGCUUCGAAACACGGAGCCUUGAAAGUUGUCAUCGAUGUGGAGUAG
This is a messenger RNA of Colletotrichum truncatum, 1194 nucleotides long. Its product is annotated as alcohol dehydrogenase. Lineage: Eukaryota; Fungi; Ascomycota; Sordariomycetes; Glomerellales; Glomerellaceae. Gene Ontology annotation, molecular function: zinc ion binding; oxidoreductase activity. The record is from RefSeq and is a predicted model, not a curated record.